Molecule: messenger RNA, 828 nt
Organism: Orbicella faveolata
Lineage: Eukaryota; Metazoa; Cnidaria; Anthozoa; Scleractinia; Merulinidae
Product: neuropeptide FF receptor 2-like
Source: RefSeq, a predicted model, not a curated record
AUGAAUAACUCUAAACAUUUAAAAGCCGAGUUUUCAACAGACCGCGCGACUUCCACUCGAGUUCCAAGAGAACUGGCAAUAUUUGUCGUCACAUUUGUUGGAAUCAACAUUUUGGUGGCGACAAUCAGUAACGUUAGCUUGUUGAUCGUGCUAAGACGACGACGAGAUCUUCGUAAAGCUCCUCACUAUUUGCUCGGCAACCUGGCUCUGACCGGUCUGUUAGCAGCGCUUUCUAACAUGCCUUUGCUAAUAGGCGUGACAGCUGUCAACUACUUUGAAAUGAAUACCGAAGUGCCGGCAGCAGUUGAGGUAUUUUGUAAAGUUAGUUUUUCUUCAAGUUUUGCAUUUCUUGUGCUCACAGAUCUGACUUUGUUUCUGAUGGCCUUUGAUCGCCAAGACUGCGUCCUCCGCCCUUUAAAUAGACGCAUAACACAAAGCAAGGUGAAGAAAAUCAUUCCACUGACUUGGAUUUUAUCUCUGCUUACUGCUGCCUUCUUCGCCAUUGCGAUAAGAAAUGAAAGCGCUGCAUGCAUUAAGUUUUAUCCUUACAACAACGUCGCCAGACUUCCUAGCGUUCUCCUCGCUGCAAUAGCAGUCGUUGCACAACUCGACACUUUAACUGUCUUGUUCAUACUGGUGACUGCCUUUCGCACCGUAAAACAAUUGCGUUCUGCUGAGGUUAGUCCCUUAAAUUCAGCUCACCAGCGCCAAGAGAAGAAAGUCAUCAGGGACACCUGCAAAAUCUGUACUGUGUUCCUGUUAUUCAGAGUACCGAUUAACGUGUCACUUUGUGGCCAAUAUCGGAGGUUAUCGCGGACCCACAACUAA